Messenger RNA from Venustampulla echinocandica, 552 nucleotides. RefSeq lists its product as uncharacterized. The transcript is spliced from 2 exons. Lineage: Eukaryota; Fungi; Ascomycota; Leotiomycetes; Helotiales; Pleuroascaceae. The record is from RefSeq and is a predicted model, not a curated record. Gene Ontology annotation, biological process: ribosomal large subunit export from nucleus. Gene Ontology annotation, cellular component: preribosome, large subunit precursor; nucleolus. Bases 1 to 552 code for a protein of 183 amino acids.
AUGGCAAAAACGGCACCGAACAAGAAGGCAGCUCCGGUCUCCAUCCAUUCCCGCGCUGCGAAACGUGCCUCGUCUCCGGGAAUCGACUUGGACAAAUCUCUGAAAGAUGUCAAACCUCCUACCGAUUCCAAAAACCAACGUCCUUCAGUCCUCGCAGUCCAUCAAGGCGCAGGUGUAACCAAAAAAUCUAAACAUGGGCGGAAAUCAGUAAUGAGUGCAAGAGCACGGCGGAGACAUGAGAAGGGAUUGGAUCGUGCGGAAUCGGUCAUGGAUAAGACGGAGAUGAAAGUCGAGAAGAGCAAGGGGAGAGCGAGGACGGUGCAGGAGAGGAGUAAGGCCUGGGAAGAGUUAAACAAAAAGAUUCUUGCGAAGAAUGCUGCAGAGGAGGCGGCGAGGAUUGAGAAGGAAAAUAUGACUGAUGAAGACGAGGUUGAAAGCAUGGAGGAUGUUGAUGUCCAGGGUGGAGCCGAACAGAAAGAUUUACCUAUGGAAGCUGUGGCACAACAGACUCCUCUCCCCGACGUGGGAGAUGACGACGAUGAGAUUUUAUAA